ACGGCAAUAAACGGUGAGGGCAGUUAUCAGAGCACGCCAUUUAACUCCAAUGAGAAACCGAAACUACGGGGAGACACUGCCACCGCUGGCGAUGACGAAGGACACGGGCAGCAACGGCGGACGACCCCAUCGACUGGAUCCGCAGGAACUGACAUGAUGGAUGAUCCUGCAGCUUCUGCUGCCAAUAAUAACCUCGUUGAUGAUGAGCCAUUAUUCGUCAAUGCUAAACAAUAUCAUCGGAUUCUCAAGCGACGCGCUGCACGAGCUAGAUUAGAAGAAUUGCAUAGAUUAUCCAAGGAACGGAAGCCUUAUCUGCAUGAAUCUCGUCACCGCCAUGCUCUCAGACGACCACGGGGUCCAGGAGGUCGGUUUUUGACCGUUGCUGAACAGCAGGAACUCCGGGAAAGGGGGCAAACGCAAAAUGGUACUCCACGACAACUACACUACCCGGAUGAACCUAGUUCCGAGAAACAGCAGCCUCAACUCUCAGGACUCACAGCAUCCAUGCACGAAUUCGGACAGGACCCUUACGAGUUGAUGUCUGCGACUUAUAAAGAGCCCGCUGCUGGGUCGAGUGACGGGUCCGUUUUAUACGGAGGUUGGAACAAUGGGGAACGAGUAUAGUGCGUCACGGUAGAUUGCACUUAUUAAGGCUUCGUUCGGUAGAAGAAAUGAGAGAGAAUAUUGAAUUGAAAAACUGGAAGAAACAGGCCUGUUUCUUCAUACCGAACGAAGCCUAAACGAUCCGCACGCUUGCGGGUCUCACUACUGAGUAAUCUUGUAGCAUUAUCAAGAUCUGGUUUAGGCGUUGUAAAUAUUAAAGGUGUAUCAGCU
This is a messenger RNA of Cantharellus anzutake, 834 nucleotides long. Its product is annotated as CCAAT-binding transcription factor (CBF-B/NF-YA) subunit B-domain-containing protein. Gene Ontology annotation, biological process: regulation of transcription by RNA polymerase II. The record is from RefSeq and is a predicted model, not a curated record. Lineage: Eukaryota; Fungi; Basidiomycota; Agaricomycetes; Cantharellales; Hydnaceae. Gene Ontology annotation, cellular component: CCAAT-binding factor complex. Bases 154 to 624 code for a protein of 156 amino acids. Gene Ontology annotation, molecular function: RNA polymerase II cis-regulatory region sequence-specific DNA binding; DNA-binding transcription factor activity, RNA polymerase II-specific. The transcript has 3 exons.